Messenger RNA from Panicum virgatum (switchgrass), 2173 nucleotides. RefSeq names its product general transcription and DNA repair factor IIH subunit TFB2-like. The record is from RefSeq and is a predicted model, not a curated record. Gene Ontology annotation, cellular component: transcription factor TFIIH holo complex; transcription factor TFIIH core complex. NCBI's taxonomy places the organism in Eukaryota, Viridiplantae, Streptophyta, Magnoliopsida, Poales, Poaceae. Gene Ontology annotation, biological process: nucleotide-excision repair. The transcript has 16 exons. Gene Ontology annotation, molecular function: double-stranded DNA binding; ATPase activator activity. Bases 433 to 1788 code for a protein of 451 amino acids.
CUUUUUUUUUUCUUUCUUUUUGCCCCUCUAUUGGUAUUGAGCUUCAUCUCUUGGAGCUCCGACCUCCUCCUUGCACCCGACCGCCCGCGCCCCGCCUGCCGCCUCCAACCCUAUAUCCCUGCGCCUCCGUCGGCCGCUGCCCGCCUGAGCCUCCGCCCCACGCCGUGCCGUCGCCUGCCCCUUGACUCCCCCGGACCCCUGCGGGGAGCUGGCCUGCUGGGGACGACUCCGCAGCCCCGCACCCAGCGGUCACCGUCCUGCUCCCACCGCCUCCCGCCCGCCGCCCCGAGCGCGCGCACCUCGAGCGGCAGGGGGCACGAGCACUAGCCGCAGCAGGCCAGCAGCCAUUCCGGGUUCCGGCAUCUAGCAUCCCCAGUUCUCGAAUCUCCACUGCCCAAUUGCAAUCCCCUCCCCCUCACUGGUGCAUCAAAGAUGCCGCAGGUAAUGGUGGUGGCGCGGAACUUCAUGGAUAUGGUGGCUGCGCUGCCUGCCUCCAAGCUUGAUAUGCUCUAUGACUCGGCCUUCAUCUGUGAGGCUGUACUCAGGUCACUCCCACCAUUGGCAAAGAAAUAUGCACUGCAGAUGCUGUACGUGUUGGCACCGGUGACCGCUGCAGCUAUGGAAGAGUGGGUGCUCAAUGAAUAUGCUGCCAAGCAUAGGGUUGCCAUUGAUAAGCUGCUCCAACUCAGGGUCUUCGUUGAAGUGCGCGAUAGACGAAAGGAGGUGAGCUACAAGAUGAAUCAAAAGUUCCAGAGUAACAUGCAGAAGUAUUUGGUUGACGGUGGAAGUUUACCAAGGGAACCGAUACCAUUAAGUGUUACUGGUAGAUUGCCUGCAUCAGCAGAUCUGGAAGCCUAUGCUCUUGAUCAAUGGGAGUGCUUCUUGUUGCAAUUGAUCAAUUCAUCUCAAGUUGAAAAAGGGACGAGUUUCAGCUCCUCCAUGAUGAAGACAUUUCAGCGUGGCCUUCUGAGUUCAAGGGAUGGUGAAGCUCCAAAGUUGACUGAGAAUGGCUUCCAAUUUCUUCUGAUGGAAACAAAUGCACAACUUUGGUACAUAAUGAGAGAAUACAUUUCCUCUGCAGAGGAACGUGGAGUGGAUCCUACGGAGCUGAUAUCAUUUCUCUUGGAACUUAGUUUUCAUAAAUUGGGAGCGGCUUAUAGUUUGAACACUCUGACUGAUGUCCAAAGAAUUGCCAUCAGGGAUCUUGCAGAGUUGGGAUUAGUCAAGCUGCAGCAGGGUCGAAAGGAUAGCUGGUUCAUUCCCACCCAAUUGGCAACAAAUCUCUCAGCAAGCUUGUCAGAUUCAUCGUCUAGCAAAGAGGGCUUUGUGGUUGUGGAGACAAACUUUAGAAUGUAUGCAUACUCUACUUCCAAAUUGCACUGUGAGAUUCUGCGCCUUUUCUCAAGGGUGGAAUAUCAACUUCCAAACCUCAUCGUGGGAGCUAUUACAAAAGAAAGUAUUUAUGGUGCUUUUGAGAAUGGAAUAACUGCUGAACAGAUAAUUUCAUUUCUCAAGCAAAACGCUCACCCUCGUGUUGCCGACAAGAUACCUGCUGUCCCGGAGAAUGUCACAGAUCAGAUUAGGCUGUGGGAAACUGAUCUCAACAGGGUUGAGAUGAUUCCAUCACAUUUAUAUGAAGAUUUUCCUAGCAAGGAAUGGUUUGAACAAUGCUGUGAUCAUGCAAGGGAUCAUGGAUACUUGCUCUGGGAGGACUCGAAGAGGAUGAGGCUAAUUGUGCGAGGGGAGUUCCACCCUGAAAUGAGGGAGUUCCUCCGCAGGCAAAGAUGAAAAGGGACCAUGCGUUUGUUCUGGUACACUCCUUUAUGAUUGAAGGGAAGGGCCAUUUUGGAUAGAACAAACAAUCUGUGUGCAUAAAGCUCCUCUAUGCAAAUGCCUUCCAUUUAUACUAGUCUGCCAGCAAUUGUUCCAUUUGUUCCAGCAAUUGCGUCAACAGAUGGUUAGUUUAGAUUACUGAAAGUUCCAUUUGUAGUGAUGUGAUCAACGCGACAUUGUGAGUGGGUUGUGGUGAUACCGAGGGGCGGUCUCUAUUUUUUUUCUUCUUUGGUGUCUCUGAUGAUCCAGGGUGAGUAUCCUCAGCUGGUGGCUGCUGCUGUAAAAUCUCAAAUGACUCUGAACGAUAAAUAUUCAUUUUUUCGGUUUUCAUUUCUGUAGA